Messenger RNA from Cylindrotheca closterium, 1269 nucleotides. NCBI's taxonomy places the organism in Eukaryota, Bacillariophyta, Bacillariophyceae, Bacillariales, Bacillariaceae. The record is from the annotation of a GenBank genome assembly.
AUGCCCAUCGCUUACCAUCUAACGCGUACUAGCCCCAGGGGCAACAAUUGCAGAUCCAUUGUGACUGCCUUUUCCAUUGCCGUUUGCAUACGCAUCUGGAUUACCAGUUCCAUUGCGUUGGCCCAAACAGACAAAUUGUAUGGUCAUUGGUUGCGAACUUAUGCGGUUAUUGUUGACUCUGUAGACGAAUAUGCGUAUGAUAAUGGUGUCUUUGGCGAGAAUAGCACCAUUGCUAUCGAUAGCAACAACAGCACGAACACCAACACAACCUCAGAUGAUGGUGUAGUGGACACUUCGAGCAACACUGGAUCUACCAGGAUUAAAACGUAUUGUGCCCAGGUGAAUUACACUACCGCUUGGAAUGCGCCAGUGACUGCUAUCAGCGACUAUCCAUCAGAUUGCUCUACGAGUCCAGAUGGGAUAUCCAUUGGGCUGGCUUUUGAAAUUCGAUAUAACCCUGACAAUCCUCAGGACUUCAUCAAACAAGUUUUCUUUGCGGAUGAGAUCAUGUCUCUCGGUCUAAUGAUUGGUAUUGGCUUUGUAUUAACAUUGAUUUUGUGCUACUUCAUUUGCAAGUCAAAACCGGAAGAUCUCCAGCAACAUGAUUCUUUUGAUGGAUAUGGUGGUGGUGGUGGUGGGGACGAUGAAGAAAUGGGACGGCCACGGGAAUCGCCGGAAGAACGCAAGGAACGCAUCCUUUCCAAGAUGAUUUUCCAAACCGUCCGAGAAGAUCUCAGCAAUAUUACUGCCGAGCGAAUGCGAGAAUUGGCAACAGAAGAAUUAGCUGCUGAAGAAACUACAAAUCCAGAAGAGCAACAGCAAGAAGACCAGGCGACAAUUGACAAUGAUCCGAAAGAGAAGCCAACUUCAAUUCCAAAAUCCGAUACUACAACUGGAGAGGAAUCACACGGUGCAUUGGAGGAACGGAAAGACUCUGGCGCCAGUAAGAAAGGUGAGGCCGAAAACCAAAAUGAUGACAGGUCGACCGUUGGGAGCAGUGCAACUUCCAUCGAACACGACGGAAACAAUCAUGAUGAUGAAAACCACCAAGGCAAUGGCAGCUUACUUCAAAUGUUCACUUCGUAUUGGCGGCCGGAAGGAGAAGGAGAAGCUGAAUGUUGUGUUUGCUUGGACAAAUACGAGGCUGGAGAUACUAUCUGUGCCUCUAAGAAUCAAGAAUGCACACAUGUCUAUCACAAGGAUUGUGUCAUGGAUUGGCUGAAGAAUCACAAUCAAUGUCCAUUGUGUCGAACGGAUUUGUUGAGAUGA